Labeo rohita (rohu) is the source of this 2915-nucleotide messenger RNA. RefSeq names its product calphotin-like. Bases 270 to 2915 code for a protein of 881 amino acids. The record is from RefSeq and is a predicted model, not a curated record. NCBI's taxonomy places the organism in Eukaryota, Metazoa, Chordata, Actinopteri, Cypriniformes, Cyprinidae. The transcript is spliced from 4 exons.
CUAGCGGUCUUGCCGGAUCAUGAUGCCACAAACAAGUUUGCCGCCUGGAUCGCUCGAGAAAUGGCGGCCGUGUCAGAGCGCGCUCAUGCUAUGGCGGUGUCAGCAGAGCCCACGCACAAGAUGGCGGCCGCGCCGGAGCGCGUUAACGCGGUAGCGGCGACAGCGGAGCCCGUUCAUACGAUGGCGGCGGCGCCAGUGCGCGUUCACAAAAUGGCGGCGACUGCGGAGGCCGUUUGCAAGAUGGCGGCGGCGCCGCGUGCGCUCACAAGAUGGCGGCGACGGCGGAGCCCGUCCACAAAAUGGCGGCUAUCACAGAGCUCCGUCACGUCACAGCUGCCAUACAAGAGCCAUUCAAAGGUACAGUUACAUUUCCUGAGUCAAGUCAAGUUUCCGAGUCUAGUCUAGUUGCAGCUGUAAUUCCUGAGUCAACUCAAGUUUCCAAGUCAAGUCAAGUUGCAGCUGUGUUUCCUGAGUCAAGUCAAGUUUCCUUGCCGAGCCAAGUUGCAGCCGUAUUUCCUGAGUCAAGCAAGUUUACUGCUGCUGUUCCUGUGUCAAGUCAAGCUGGGGCUGUGUUUCCUGCAUCAGGUCAAGUCAGAGCUGCUCUUCCUAAGGCAAGUCAAGCUAAAGCAGUUCUUCCUGUUUCAAAUCAAGCCAGAACUGUAGUUCCUGUGUCGAGUCAAAUUACAGCUGUCGCUUCUGUUUCAAGUCAAAUUACAGCCACGCCAGAGCCACUGCACAAGAUGGCUGCCACGCCAGAGCCACUGCACAAAAUGGCCGCCGUCUCCAAGCCGCUCCACAAUAUGGCUGCCAUUCCAGAACCUGUGGUCAGGGCCCGGACGCCACCUGUGGUCAUGAUGGCCCACGUGCUGGACACACCCCUAAUGACAGUACGGGCAGCUAAAGUGGCGCUCCUUGUCGCGGCGGCUACCCCUGAGUCAAGUCAAGACACAGAGUCAAGUCAAGCCAAAGCUGUCGUUCUCCAUGAGUCAAGCCAAGUCACAGCUGUUCCCCACGAGUCAAGUCACGUUAUAACUGUUGUUCCUGAGUCAAGUCACGUUACAGCUGUUGUUCCUGAGUCAAGCCAUGUUGUUCCUGAGUCAAGUCAGGCUACAGCUCAAGCUUCCAAGUCCAGUCAAGCUUCCAAGUCCAGUCAAGCUUCCGCCAUCAUCCCUGAGCCCGAGUCUGCACUGCUCAAGAGGGCCGCCACGCCAGUGCUUGACGCAAAGAUUACCACUAACGCCACGUCAGCCCAGCCAGCGCCUGCUAACGCCACGUCAGCCCAGCCAGCGCCUGCUAACGCCACGUCAGCCCAGCCAGCGCCUGCUAACGCCCCGUCAGCCCAGCCAGCGCCUGCUAACGUCACGUCAGCCAGGCCACAACCGGUCAAGGUCAUGUCUGCCUCUUCUGAACCUGCACCAGCUGCUGUUUCUACUAAGUCAAGUCAAGUCACAGCCAAGUCAAGUCAUGUUCCAGCUGUUCCUACCAAGUCAAGUCACGUCACAGCCGUUCAAACCAAGCCAAGCAAGGUCACAGCCGUGGCUCCCGGGUCAAGCAAGGUCACAGUCGUGGUUCCUGAGUCAAGUAAAGUCAAUGAUCUUCACAAGCCAGUUCAAGCCACCGCUGGUCUUCACGUAUCAAAUCAAGUCACCGCUGAUCUCCAAGAGUCAAAGUCCAGUCACGUCCCGCCUGACGGCCCAGAGUCCAGUCACGUCCCGCCUGACGGCCCAGAGUCCAGUCGCGUCCCGCCUGACGGCCCAGAGUCCAGUCGCGUCCCGCCUGACGGCCCAGAGUCCAGUCGCGCCCCGCCUGACGGCCCAGAGUCCAGUCGCGUCUCGUUUGACCGCCCAGAGCCUUGUCACAUCAUGUCUGCCAGUGUGAUGGCAACCGCAAUCCUCAGCAUCUGGGCCGCAAGCUACGCUCCAGAGAACUUGACGACGACUCCAGAAGUCCUACCCGUCGUCAAGUCUGUGCCAGAGGUCUCGUCUGACCUCCCUGAGCCUUGUCACGUCAUGUCUCCUAGCGUGUUGGCAAUCGCCAUUCUCAGUGUGUGGGCUGCACACUCAGCUCCAGAGGUCUCAUCUGUUCGCCAGCCAACUCCAGAGCUCCCGUCUGAUCUCAAGUUUGCUUCGGAGGCCCUGUCUGACCACGAGACAGACCCAGAGGCCUCACCAGUUGGAGAAGCCGCGCCAAUGCCUCCUGAGGUGUCAGCUUCGGCUGUAGAUCCUCCUAGGGAGGCGGCGUUCUACCUCAAACUCUCUGCUUCUCCCCUUAUUCUGUCUGCCUCCUCUGUCUCUACUGUUCCUAGGUCCCAGGCCAUAACGCGGUUUCCUGCUCCAGAGGUCCCGUCUGGUCCCAAGUCUGCUCCAGAGGUCCCGUCUGGUCCCAAGUCUGCUCCAGAGGUCCCGUCUGACCUCAAGUCCGCCCCUGAGGCCUUCCCCGUAGGAGAAGCUGCGCCAAUGCCUCCAGAGGUGCCAGCGUCAGCUGUGGAACCUCUUAUGGAGGGGGCGUUCACCUCAAUACUCUCUGCUUCUCCCCUUCUUCUGUCUGCCUCCUCUGUCCCUGUUCUCCCCAGGUCCCAGUCCAUGACAGAGCCACCUGUUCCGCCCGGAGAGCUGCGGCACCUCCUGCGACAAGGAGCAUAUGGGUGGAAUCAUCUGAAAGCCCACACAGGGGCCUCUAAGGUCUGUGAGUGGGAGAAGUUUAAAAGAGAGAAAAAUCCUCUUUUCUCUUUCUCUCCCUCAUCAGAGUCUGUUUCCACCUCAGGAGGCUGUUUGGUGAUCCAAGGAUGGGAGAUGCAGGUACGGUGUCAUGCUGCUGGGACAAGUGAAGUCAGCAAAUUGCACUGCUGCAGGCCGGUAAGGGUACGGACAGGAGCCGAUGACUGGUGGGAUGACUUUGAUAACAUCCUGACUUAA